Molecule: messenger RNA, 3689 nt
Organism: Crotalus tigris (Tiger rattlesnake)
Lineage: Eukaryota; Metazoa; Chordata; Lepidosauria; Squamata; Viperidae
Product: cyclin-dependent kinase 14
Exons: 11
Coding region: 745-1857 (370 amino acids)
Biological process (GO): protein phosphorylation
Cellular component (GO): nucleus; cytoplasm; cytosol
Molecular function (GO): cyclin binding; cyclin-dependent protein serine/threonine kinase activity; ATP binding
Source: RefSeq, a predicted model, not a curated record
GAAACGCGCCAGAGCGCGUGCGAGAGAAACUCUCCGGCGAGCCGGCGUCCGCCGCUGCGGCCAAUGAGACGGCGGAGAGGGGAGAGGGAGGCGGGGCGUGGGUGGAUGGGCGGCCUCCGCCUUUAGGGGAGAGCGCGGGACGGGCGGGGCCCCAGAGGAGCUUUGGGGCUGGGGAGCGUUGGGGCUCCCCUUUGGUUGGCGGCUGCACGCGCGACUCCUGCUGCUCCCAAGGCAGGCAGGCAGGCAGGCAAAGCACCUUUCCUUCCCGUCCCUUUCCCGGCUGCAGCCUUCUGUAGCGGGGCUUCCCCGUCCCUCCUUCGCCUCCUUCUGUCCGGUCGUCCCUCCUGGCAGCCCUCUGCUCUCCUCUUCUUCCUUUUUUUUCUCUUUCCUCCCUCCAUUCCCGGGUCUUUUAAUCCCCUUUCCCCGACAUCCCCCACUUCUCUCCCCUAGAGAGGCUCCGCUCCCACCGCCUUGCCUUUCUUCCUCCGCCCCUCAUUGUCUUCUGCAGCAUAUUGCCCAAUUUUCAAAGCAGGGGGAAACUCGCUAUGGGCGAGGACGAGGCAGUCCCGGUGGCUCCCCGGUUCCCUUCCAGCGCCAGCUAGAAAAAGCGGGGCUUUUCGGGCUCGGCCAGGGAGAGUGAGCUAUACGGCAGCAACCUUUCUUCUUGCAGCGGCAGCGGCGACCGUCCCUCUGGUGAUCCGCCAGGCAUCGCGUUGUCUUGGGGCGCUCGGCCCGUCGAGCCCGAUGUGCGAAUUGCUUGACUCGCAGCAGCCGGCCGAGAAACUGAGCAGAAUGAAAAAGUUACGGCGAACUUUGUCGGAGAGUUUCGGCAGACUAGCCUUGAACAAAGAUGAUAAUGGCUUUGAUGAGAUAUGCGUCACAAAGAUGUCCACACGAAAUUGCCAAGGAAUGGAUUCUGUGAUCAAACCUUUGGACACAAUUCCAGAAGACAAAAAAGUCAGAGUUCAGAGGACACAAAGCACUUUUGACCCAUUUGAGAAGCCAAAUAGUCAAGUAAAAAGGGUGCAUUCAGAGAACAACGCCUGCAUUAGCUUCAAAUCUUCAUCAACUGAGAAGGAAUCUCCUAAAAUCAGACGGCAUUCCAGUCCUAGUUCUCCAACAAGUCCCAAAUUUGGAAAAGCUGAUUCUUAUGAAAAACUGGAAAAACUGGGUGAAGGUUCAUAUGCUACAGUGUACAAAGGGAAAAGCAAAGUAAAUGGAAAGUUAGUAGCACUGAAAGUAAUAAGACUUCAAGAAGAAGAAGGUGCUCCAUUUACAGCUAUCAGAGAAGCAUCUCUCUUGAAAGGUCUGAAACAUGCUAAUAUUGUGCUGCUUCAUGAUAUCAUCCAUACAAAGGAGACACUGACGCUGGUAUUUGAGUUUGUGCACACAGAUUUAUGUCAGUACAUGGACAAACAUCCUGGAGGACUUCAUCCAGAUAAUGUGAAGUUAUUUUUAUUUCAAUUGCUGCGAGGACUUUCGUACAUCCACCAACGUUACAUUUUGCACAGGGAUCUGAAACCCCAAAAUCUUCUGAUCAGUGACACUGGGGAGUUGAAACUGGCAGAUUUUGGUCUUGCAAGAGCUAAAUCUGUUCCUAGUCACACUUACUCUAAUGAAGUGGUAACCCUCUGGUAUCGACCUCCAGAUGUUCUCUUGGGCUCAACAGAAUAUUCCACUUGCCUCGAUAUGUGGGGAGUUGGUUGCAUUUUUGUGGAAAUGAUUCAAGGAGUUGCUGCUUUUCCAGGAAUGAAAGAUAUUCAGGAUCAGCUUGAAAGAAUAUUUCUGGUUCUAGGAACUCCAAAUGAAGAGUCAUGGCCUGGAGUUCAUGCGCUACCACAUUUCAAGCCAGGUUAGUUUUGCAUACUAUUAAAGUUAUAUAUAUAUAUCAUUUUGAAAGAUAUUGGUUAUAUGAAGAGAAGCACCAUCUCAAGGUUUAGUGUAUUAGUAAUAAAAAGUCAUUGCAAAAUGCAGAUUAUGAUUUCUAAUGAACCUAAAGUUAAAUUAUACCAACAUUUAAUUUAAUAUUUGAUCAGAGAUUCUUUUCUUUAUCAGGAAUCAUUCUUUGCUUGAAAUUUAUGUAUGUUUUUAUUACAUAUGUAUUUGGUAAGAAAUAUUAUGAAGAUGCUUGAAUGAACAGUCUGUGGUGCCUUCCCAUAGAUAUUCUAUAUGUUAACUUUAGCUAGGGAGAACUUUAGCUUUUGGGCCACCUAUUUACUUCUUUCCCUCUGUAUUUUUCUCUCCCCCCCCCCAAUUUUUAUACUCAGCUAGUCUAGAAAUAUCUCAAUUCUGUAUUAUCUUUUCAAGACAUUUAGUCCUAGGAGACUUUUAACAAUGAUUGGAAACAUCACACUGCUUUUCUCAUCCCAUUUUGGCAUCUCUUUUAUCAAGAAAUCAAAAUGCAAUUUUACACCUUAUUAGGAAUUAUAAUGGGAGCUGAAGCAUCUCAGCUCAAUGUUUUAGAGCUGUAAAAGAAGAAUGUACUUAGCCAAUAAAUCAAUGUGUUGCUCCUAAAGAAAAUAGUUACAUAUUGUAUUUUCUGAAAUAGUGAAUUGGAUAUGGACCCAUUUGAAACUGAUAUCCAAAUUUUUCAGAAUCAAUUGUUGUAACAUUGCUUUUGAUCUAUUAUAUUGAAUACCAGAAUUGCUUCAAUGUAAUUAGGAUGUACAAAGUGGGAAUGUAAUAUAAAAAGCAUAGAGCUAACUAUUAAGCUAGAGAAAAUUGGCAAUAGUAAUAACACUUAAGACUAAUAUACUGCUCCAUAGUGCUUACAGCAUACAUCGAACAGUUUACAAUGUCAGUGUAUUGCCCUCAACAAUCUGGCUCCUCAUUUUACCGACCUCGGAAGGAUAGAAGGCUGAGUCAGUCUUGAGCCCCAUCAGAAUUGAACUGAAGACUGCAGGCUGAGUUUGCUUGCAAUAUUGCAUUCUAACCAUUGUGCCACCAGGGUUCAAAAUUAUUGUUUGAAUUAUUAUCUGUAUUAAUAUUAUUUAUUGAUGUAAUACUUUUCUUCUUUUCAACAGCAUUAUCUUAACUUUUAUGGGCAAAGUACACUAAAUAUUAAAUAGUUUAAAAAAGUCUAUUAGAUAAGCAAAAAAUUAUUCUAAACAAAACUUGCAGUGUUUAUAUCUUUCAUUCUAUAGAAAUUAACUAUUUUACAAUAGUGUCCCAAAAUGUGACUGGAAUUAAUGUUUCUUCCCAUGCUUUAUGUCUUGUGUUUCUGUUGAAAUGUUAAUAAUUCAUUUUUCUAAAGAGUUAUCUUUUUGUUAAAGAAUAUUAAUGAAAUACUGAUGGUUAUUAUUUUAUAAGCUGAGAAAACUCAUAGAAUGUGAUUUGGUACAGUGUUUGAAAUCUGGCUUGAUUUUGUAAGUGUAAUCAUUGUGACCUAUGGUUUUGCUCUUCUUGUUUUCAAAAAUAUUUUUCAAAAUACUCAUUGAGCCAAUUCUUCUCUCUCAACCAAAUCUCCUAAACCUAAACAGUUUUGCUGCAGGGAAAAAAAUGAAGGAAGAAAUGUUAAAUAUUGCUUUGGACUUCUGAAAGAAAACUGUGAUAUAGUCCUAAUCAAAUAAAUAGGAAUGGAAUAGAAUAGAAUAGAAUAGAAUAGAAUAGAAUAGAAUAGAAUAGAAUAGAAUAGAAUAGAAUAGAAUAGACGUUGGAAGUCUUCUAGUCCAACCCCCACUCAAGCAGGA